This is a messenger RNA of Aspergillus heteromorphus CBS 117.55, 865 nucleotides long. Its product is annotated as type II myosin. Bases 217 to 678 code for a protein of 153 amino acids. Gene Ontology annotation, cellular component: myosin complex. The record is from RefSeq and is a predicted model, not a curated record. NCBI's taxonomy places the organism in Eukaryota, Fungi, Ascomycota, Eurotiomycetes, Eurotiales, Aspergillaceae. The transcript has a single exon. Gene Ontology annotation, molecular function: cytoskeletal motor activity; actin filament binding; ATP binding.
CACCCUCCAACUCCCACCUUCCACUUCCCACCUCCCCAUCUUCUUUCACCCUUCACUUGACUGGCUCUUCUCUCUCCCCCGGCCCUCUCCCUUGGCCUGGAUGCUUCGUGCCGACUCACUCUGACAGCUCCUUGUUCGGGCGUCCAUUACGUUAAUACUGAACUGUUAUGAUUACGACUUGUCAUUGAAUGAUGCCCCAUUGGUUUUAACGAAGAUAUGCUACCCUCACAGUUAAAUGGCUCCCCUAAACGGGCCAAUCCCUUCAAUCGCGGAUCGCCGUCGCCGUCGCCCUCCCCCGGUCUACAGACAAGAGCUGCGCGUCCCAAGUCGGCCGUGUUGACGCCCCCCGGGAAAUUCGAAGAGGCCCGCGGCCACUUUCGCAACUCGUCCUCUAUAUCGCACUCCCCGUCCCCGCUGGUAGUCCGGACAACGAAUCGUGAGCGGUCCGGUCCAUUACGGAACGAUGUGGCGUCAGGAACCUUUGCGCCAGACUUUAUUAAAUCGGAAGAACUCCGCCGAGGGGCGGAUCAGAUUCGGGGCCAAGAAGGCGACAAUGAUUUUUCGGGCAACAAAUAUGUCUGGCUACGCGACCCGGAAAAGGCGUUCGUGCGAGGCCUUGUGCUGGAAGAAGGGGAAGGGGGCCGAUUGGUAGUCCAGACCGAUGAUGGAGAGGUAUAACUGCUUAGUCUAUGUGUGAUUGGGGUGGGAUCGCUUACUGGAUAACAGCAAAGGGAGGUAGAGGCCGACCAGGUUGACAAGGUCAACCCCGCCAAGUUCGAUAAAGCCGAUGAUAUGGCAGAGCUCACCCACCUGAAUGAAGCCUCCGUGGUACACAACCUACAUACCCGAUACCAGUCAGAUCUUA